UACACCGUUAUAGACCAUUUAGGGAAGUCCAUCAUUCCUCUUUUCUUUAUCAGCAAACUAUGGAUGUAACCAACCUGCUUCUGAUCUUCUGGUCUCUCCUCGGUAGAAUUCACAGUGAAGACACAUUCUGCACUAACCAGGUAGGAUUCAUCCUGGUAGAAGAAGGAGGUUCUGUCACCAUUCCGUGCAGCUUCAGUUACCCCAAGGAGGACUGGGACAAAUCAGAGAUCACAGUGCACUGGAGAAGUGGAGAAAACAGCCCAUGUGGGCGGAAUGAAUUCAUUUACAAUCACACAAAACCAAAACCAUGGACUCAUGAAAACUACACGGGGAGAAUCUCCAUGGUGGGAGACCCCAUCAGAAAUAAAACUGCUUCAAUCACAAUACAAAACUUGAAUAAAAAGGAUGGUAGAAUGUACUGCUGUAGAUUGCAAUAUAAAAAUCAUCAAAACAUAGACCAACAAUGGCAGAACCCUCCUGGGACCUUUCUGAGGUUUCCUGUUACAGAUAAGAUAUAUGUGGAUCAGUUGGAUGCUGUCCCCGCUUUAAAAGGAGAAACAGUCAUCAUUCCGUGUUAUAUUACUUACCCUACUGGAAGUACCUUUACUGUACAAAAAGUGACCUGGCGUAAGGGAGAUAGUGACCUGUGUCGAGAUUAUGGAGAGCUUCAUGUUUGGAACUUAGAAAAUAAAUCAGAGCGUAAAGAUCAAUUCUCGCUGGUGAAUUUUCCAGAUGAUAUCUCAUUAAGUAUAAUAAAUGUGAAAUCUUCAAACAAGAACUGGUACUGCUGUGAAGUGACUUCAGAAAGUCGAACAUAUAGUACUCAUCGUGCCACUGAGCUGGCCAUUAUAGAAUCAAAAUCAAAUACAGAGCUAACUGUUCAACAACCACGGGACUCUUCGGCCACACUACGAGGCUCAGUGACUAUUAACUGCUCAUAUAAUUACUCUGAAAAAAUAGACCCUCUAUGGAUUGGCAUCUACUGGAGAUCGGGCAGCCCUUCUGGAGAUUAUGUCUAUGAUCCCUCACAUAGGCUGAUCAGUCCUACUUACAAAGGAAGGACAAACCUGAGAGGGCAGGCGGAUCUUUACAUACAGAAUGUGCGAGAAAGAGACAAUAACACCUUUUAUUACUGCUUGGUGAUACUCCGGGUCUGUGUUGGAAAUAACAAAUAUGAAACAUUUACUGUUCAUGGAGCUGGAACCAGAUUAAUAGUCUCCGGUAUUAGCAUUGGUGUAAUUGUUGCCUUGGUCAUCGUUCUGCUCCUUGUGAUCAUACUAUGUGGGAUUCUGAUCUUCCUGUAUAAGAGAGGUAAAAUUUUUAAGAAAUCCAAAACUAUGGAUGAUGGUAAUCACCUUACCACACACCAUCCUGAGACCGAGGCGCAUUUCAACAAUGAAUCGGCUUAUGAGAACAAUUCACAUGCGGAAGCUGGAAAAGUGGUGAUAAAUGAUGCUGGAGGGGUUCUGUACGCCCAAUUAAAUAUGCCACCAAGUAACGAUGAAAAUUUAAAGAGAAAAACCCAAUGUGAGAAGGAACCCCAAGUCCUCUAUGCUGCUGUUAAAACACCUCAAUCAGACAAUACAUAUGCUACGGUUAAUGAAAUAUGAGAUUAUUAGUAGUAGUACUAGUAAUAGGAUAAUGUAUUUGAUGACAUUGCCAAAUAAAAAUAAAAUGUCCUGAGACAUGGUCAGGUUAUUUCUCUCCAGUUAGAGACACAUUUACAUGUUUUUAUUUUUAUUUUAUUCAACUAUUGGGAACGUCUUGAGAAUAUCUGUGAAAUGUCUUCAAAAACAUAAUUGUUAUCCACUUUAGUAGAUCUAGUUCUUCACUAACAGACCACUUAUUAGUGGGGAUUCUAUAGGGAGGUAUGAAUGUGUAUGCUAUUGUGACAGAACCAACUGCUUGUGAAAUACUUUUAUUGUUCCCUCAUUCGUCUGUUUCUUCGGCUAUUUUCCUGUCCGUUCAGCCGCCACGCUUGUUUCUUUUAUACCGAACAAUUCACCGAACGUCCGGCCACCCAGCAUGGAAGUGUGCUGCUGGUUAUCCUCUUGGCCUCAUUAGAACGUUGUGGUUAACCGCAGACACUUCCUAAUUGUCGAAUGCCGACUGGGUGGUCGUCGUUCGUAUGCCGACCACAAGGUGGCGGCCAUCUUGGACAUACGAAUGCUCAGCGGUGUUCGUCGACGAUUUCAUGGAACUAAAAACGGACACUAUUUCUCAUGAACACCGCUGAAGCCGCCG
Messenger RNA from Pelobates fuscus (common spadefoot toad), 2244 nucleotides. RefSeq lists its product as uncharacterized. The record is from RefSeq and is a predicted model, not a curated record. The transcript is spliced from 9 exons. NCBI's taxonomy places the organism in Eukaryota, Metazoa, Chordata, Amphibia, Anura, Pelobatidae. The coding region runs from base 60 to 1610 and encodes 516 amino acids.